Messenger RNA from Corylus avellana, 1082 nucleotides. Lineage: Eukaryota; Viridiplantae; Streptophyta; Magnoliopsida; Fagales; Betulaceae. The record is from RefSeq and is a predicted model, not a curated record.
AUCAACUGGGCCAAGCACUUUUUGCUCCAGUUGUUCUGAACUGAGGAAAGCUUUUCCCAACACUGUCCAAAAAUGGAGUCUCCACCUUCCUUGUCUCUCUCUCCUCUCUCUAUCUCUCUCUCACACGCACACAAAACGCCUUCUCUACAUGAGGAGCAGGAGCACCUAUUUGUGGUGGACGUAGAAGAUCCCGGCCCAGAUGAACCCCAAACGAAAUUUCGGAUACGUGGUCUGACAAAGAAAUCGGACGCCGGGGUUCCGAUACUGAACGGGAUCAACGUGGACAUACCCAAGGGCGUGAUCGUAGGGAUCAUUGGGCCAAGCGGGAGUGGGAAAUCGACGGUGUUGAGGGCAUUAAACCGCCUGUGGGAGCCACCUUCGGGUACCGUAUUUUUGGACGGCCGUGAUAUUUGCGAUCUCGAUGUGCUCAGCCUUCGCCGGAAGGUUGGCAUGCUCUUCCAGCUUCCCGCUCUCUUCGAAGGCACAGUGGCUGACAACAUACGAUAUGGACCACAAUUGAGAGGGAAGAAGCUAAGUGAUGAGGAGGUUUACAAGUUGCUAAGGCUUGCAGACCUUGAUCCCUCUUUUUCCGCCAAGUCUGGCGGUGAGCUCUCUGUGGGUCAAGCUCAAAGGGUGGCUCUGGCUAGGACCCUGGCUAAUAAACCAGAGGUUCUGCUGCUGGACGAGCCAACAAGUGCCUUGGACCCAAUAUCGACGGAGAACAUAGAGGAUGUCCUUGUGAAUCUGAAGAAGAAACAGGGAAUGACAAUUAUAAUUGUCUCUCACAGCAUCAAACAAAUCCAGAGGAUUGCUGAUAUUGUCUGUCUCCUUGUGGAAGGUGAAAUUGUUGAAGUGUUGAAACCUGAUAAUCUCUCGGAAGCUAAGCAUCCUAUGGCACAAAGAUUUCUUGAGCUCAGCUGAUUGAUUUUUUUUUUUUUUUGUUUCUCGAAAGAAGAUCAUGUCUGGGUGCUGUACACAUAUAUAUUCCUUUGAAGUUUGUCCAUAUGUUGUCAUGAUAGCAUUACCAUUAAAUAAAGUCUCAAACUUUGCUCGAUAAUGAAAAUUCACCAAUUGAAGAACAU